CAGACAGUCAGCGAUUCUGGAAUCAUCUAUUUUGAGGUCAAACGAAUGCCAAGUAAAGAAGCUAUUUAUGUGUGGGAAUAACCUGGGUCCUGAGGGAGUGCUGGAGCUGUGGAACGCUUUGGAACACAACACCACUGUGGAAGAGCUGUAUCUGGACAUCACCGGCAUCACUGAAAGAGGAACAGAAAACAUAGUGAACUGUCUCAGCAAAAACACCUCUUUGAAAACCCUCACUAUUGUGGGGAAUGACAUUGGAGAAGAAGGCAGGAGGAGGCUUCGGCAGCUCCAGCAGUGCAGACCAGAACUCCGCAUCAUUGCCAACUUUGUGGAUGACAUAGGCUUACUGCAGGCCUACCUGGACUGGGUGGAGGAGAUCCAGGCUGAUCGGGAUCAGAUGGAGUCGGUGAAGAACGCAGACGCCCUCCUCUCAGUGCUCAGAGGACUGCAGGUGGCUGGAGAGGUGCACAAGGCAGAGAAUGCAAACAAGGCCAAAGAACUUCAAAUGAAGAUCACACAGCUGCUGGAGACCAUAAAGGGGUGA
Molecule: messenger RNA, 541 nt
Organism: Boleophthalmus pectinirostris (great blue-spotted mudskipper)
Lineage: Eukaryota; Metazoa; Chordata; Actinopteri; Gobiiformes; Gobiidae
Product: leucine-rich repeat-containing protein 45-like
Exons: 3
Coding region: 68-541 (157 amino acids)
Source: RefSeq, a predicted model, not a curated record